UAUGAACGACACACGUGGUGUAGAAUGUUUGUGGGGAAAUCCUAUAAAUUAUCCACAAUGUCCUCAUGGACCGACAUUACUAUUUGGAAAAUAUGUCGAAGAAGGACUUAAGAAAUUUUAUGCAUGUUCUGCUUGCCGUGAUAGAAAGUUAUGCAGAUUUUAUUUAAAAUAUGGGCAAGAACUGUCAAAAUCUCAAAAGCAUAUGUGGGAGCUGGAAAAUAAGAAGUUCACUCAGCGUUAUGUUCAUCAAGAAUUAUAUAUUCGCUUUAAUAAAUUUAAGAUAGAAUCUGUGGCAAAAAGGAGUUAUUGUCAUAAUUGUGAGAAAUUAAUAUUUAAUUCUGAAAAAGAUAAGCAUACGGAUCAUGAGAUUACAGAGAAUUUAACUGAUUAUCAGAUGCAUCAUCCAACAGAACUUUUAAGACCUUUAGAAAAUGCAAAGAAGGAAGCGCAAUAUUUAUUUUCUAAGAAAUCUACAGAAGAUAUAAUAAAUAUGCUUUUGAAACUUGGAGCUAAGCAGAUUCUUUGUAUUGGCACACCAAGAAUACAUGAAUACAUAAUCGAGCAUUGUACAAAUAAAAUAUCUUCUCUCCUUUUGGAUUUUGAUGGAAGAUUUCAUAACUUUUUUGGACCACUGGAUUAUUGCUGGUACAAUCUUUUUAAUCAUCAUUUUUUUAACAAGGAUGCCAUUAAUGUUUUCAAAGAUUUUCUUACUCAAAAUGAAGGAAAGGACACUUACUUAAUAUGCGAUCCUCCGUUUGGUGGCCGUUUGGAACCUAUAUCAUUUACGAUAAAAACAAUAUUUGAUCUGCAUAAAAAAUUGAAUAAACAUGUUUGUAAUGACAAUUUUUUCUUGAAAAUCAUGUUUAUAUUUCCAUAUUUUAUGGAACAUAUAAUGAGAGAAAAGAGUAAUCCAUCUCAUGUCACUGGUGGUUUAAGAGAUUUAAAAAUGUCUGAUUAUAAAGUGGAUUAUGAUAAUCAUCUCUUAUUUAUAUCAGAAAAACAUGGUAGAAAGCAAGGUUCUCCAGUGAGAAUUUUCACGAAUAUACCGUUAAAUCUAUUAGAACUUCCUUCAGCUGAUGGAUAUAAAUUUUGUCAAGAUUGCGCAAAGUGGGUUUCUAGUGAAAAUAAGCAUUGCAAGAAGUGUAAAGAAUGUACUUCUAAAGAUGGUCGAACGUAUAAGCACUGCAAUAUAUGUAAACGAUGUGUAAAACCUACUUGGAAACAUUGCCGAAUUUGCAAGAGGUGUAUGUUAGAGAAACACACAUGUGGUUCAAUGCUGAAUAUUAAAGGAAGAUGUUUCAACUGUGAUAAAUUAGGUAAAAGCCAGUGA
Acromyrmex echinatior (Panamanian leafcutter ant) is the source of this 1330-nucleotide messenger RNA. Its product is annotated as rRNA N(6)-adenosine-methyltransferase ZCCHC4. Gene Ontology annotation, molecular function: nucleic acid binding; rRNA (adenine-N6-)-methyltransferase activity; zinc ion binding. The record is from RefSeq and is a predicted model, not a curated record. Lineage: Eukaryota; Metazoa; Arthropoda; Insecta; Hymenoptera; Formicidae. Gene Ontology annotation, biological process: rRNA methylation. Gene Ontology annotation, cellular component: cytoplasm; nucleolus.